Messenger RNA from Cynocephalus volans (Philippine flying lemur), 2121 nucleotides. RefSeq names its product eukaryotic elongation factor, selenocysteine-tRNA specific (gene EEFSEC). Gene Ontology annotation, molecular function: translation elongation factor activity; GTPase activity; GTP binding. The record is from RefSeq and is a predicted model, not a curated record. The coding region runs from base 6 to 1787 and encodes 593 amino acids. Gene Ontology annotation, biological process: selenocysteine incorporation. NCBI's taxonomy places the organism in Eukaryota, Metazoa, Chordata, Mammalia, Dermoptera, Cynocephalidae. The transcript has 7 exons.
GCGGCAUGGCGGGGCGGCGGGUGAACGUGAACGUGGGCGUGUUGGGCCACAUCGACAGCGGCAAGACGGCGCUGGCGCGCGCGCUGAGCACCACGGCCUCCACCGCCGCCUUCGACAAGCAGCCGCAGAGCCGCGAGCGCGGCAUCACGCUCGACCUGGGCUUCUCGUGCUUCGCGGUGCCGCUGCCCGCUCGCCUGCGGCCGGCGCUGCCCGCGCCCCGGGAGGCGGCCGAGGCCGGGACCGAGCGCGAGCCCGAGCCGCUGCUGCAGGUCACGCUGGUCGACUGCCCCGGGCACGCCUCGCUCAUCCGGACCAUCAUCGGCGGGGCCCAGAUCAUUGAUCUGAUGAUGCUGGUCAUCGAUGUGACCAAGGGGAUGCAGACCCAGUCAGCGGAAUGCCUUGUGAUUGGCCAGAUUGCCUGCCAGAAGCUGGUCGUGGUGCUGAACAAAAUAGACCUCUUAGCCGAAGGGAAGAGACAGGCAGCAAUUGAUAAAAUGACCAAGAAAAUGCAGAAGACCCUAGAGAACACCAAGUUCCGAGGUGCACCGAUUAUACCUGUGGCGGCGAAGCCUGGGGGACCGGAGGCCCCUGAAACUGAAGCUCCACAGGGCAUCUCAGAGCUUGUUGAGCUCCUGAAGUCCCAGAUUUCCAUUCCAACGAGAGACCCCUCGGGACCAUUUCUCAUGUCUGUGGACCACUGUUUCUCCGUCAGAGGCCAAGGCACUGUGAUGACAGGGACCAUCCUCUCGGGCUCCAUCAGCCUCGGCGACAGUGUGGAGAUUCCUGCCCUCAAGGUGGUGAAGAAGGUGAAGUCCAUGCAGAUGUUCCACAUACCCGUCUCCUCAGCCAUGCAGGGAGACCGGCUGGGCAUCUGUGUCACCCAGUUUGACCCCAAGCUGCUGGAGCGUGGGCUGGUGUGUGCCCCUGAGUCCCUGCACACUGUCCAUGCAGCUCUCAUCUCCGUGGAAAAGAUCCCCUAUUUCCGGGGGCCCCUACAGACCAAAGCCAAGUUCCACAUCACAGUGGGCCAUGAGACAGUCAUGGGCCGAUUGAUGUUCUUCAGCCCUGACCCUGAUAGCUUUGACCACGAGCCUGUCUUGGACUCCUUCGACUUCUCUCGAGAGUACCUCUUCCAGGAGCAGUACCUGUGCAAGGACUUGGUGCCAGCAGGGACAGACAGUGAUGAGGCUGACAAGGCGGGCCAGGCCACAGAGGGACACUGUCCUCGGCAGCAGUGGGCCCUUGUGGAGUUUGAGAGGCCUGUCACCUGCCCUCAGCUGUGCCUGGUGAUCGGCUCCAGGUUGGAUGCAGACAUCCACACCAACACGUGCCGGCUGGCCUUCCACGGCAUCCUGCUCCACGGCCUGGAGGACAGGAACUACGCCGAGAGCUUCCUGCCCACCCUGAAGGUGUACAAGCUAAAGCACAGGCGCGGCCUUGUGGAGCGGGCGAUGGAUGACUACAGCGUGAUUGGCCGUUCCCUGUUCAAAAAGGAGACCAACAUCCAGCUCUUCGUGGGGCUUAAGGUGCACCUGUCCACUGGGGAGCUGGGAGUCAUUGACAGCGCCUUCGGCCAGAGUGGCAAGUUCAAGAUCCACAUCCCCGGUGGCCUCAGCCCUGAGUCCAAGAAGAUCUUGACACCUGCCCUCAGGAAGCGGGGCCGGGCCGGCCGGGGGGAGGCAGCCAAGCAGGAGGAGGGUGCAGAGUCCGCCCCACCCGUGGCACUCAGCCUGUCUUUCAAGCGUUAUGUCUUUGAUACCCAGAAGCGCAUGGUCCAGUCUCCCUGAGUCCCCUGGUAACCAGGCCCAAGCCCAGCUGCAGUGCUAAAUACCCAACCAGACAUGCUUCGACCUCUCCCAGUCUUUUCCGUGAUCUUGCAGGUAGAAGGCCCCCCACCCCCACCCCCACCCCGGGCUUGGUGCUCAGCUCCAAGAGAAGCCUGAGGAUAGGGGACAGAUGAUGGGGCCUGAAGGGUCUCUAGCUCCUCACCUGCACCUUCCCACCUGGGACAGCAGCCGGGCCCAGCUAGGAAAGGGCCUCAGCCAGAGCUGGUGGCCAUCUGCAGGCCACUCUCAGCCCCUGGCCCAAGUGGGUAGGCACUCAGCAGCCGCAAAUAAAUGU